AUGGGUCCAAAAUGCCAAACUAUCACGCACAAGUGCAAUUGUUGCAGAAAAGCUGGAUUCUAUCGGCAUGUUAAAGUUUUACGUAUACUACCUUCAGAAUUAAACGAAAUGCUGCUUUCGGUUAAACGCAAAGAUCUUUGCUUAGUCACAAAAGAUGAUCGAAUAUUAAAAGAAUUCUUAUCUUUAUUAACAUUAUUUGCAGAAGCAACAACAAUAACACAAGCGGAACAUACAUCAUCGAUCUCGUUAUUUAGACCUACUGUGUUAGCUAUACGUUUUGAUUUAAUGAAUGAACAAUUGAAUGUUACAUAUACCUCUUCAUUAUGUAGCACAUUGUUAAAUUCAUUAAUCUCUCGCUUUGGUGGUCUGCUAGAAGCAUUAGGUGUGACAAUGGAUAAAUCAAUCCAACGGAAAAAAAGUCUUAUGAACUGUGUCGCAACCAAAUAUUUAUUUAUUCGCCACUUUUGGAUAGCAAGUUCAAACUACUUUGGGUUACUGAGUUAUAUUCACCCUCAAAGACCAAAUCAGCAGUAUGUAGAAAAUUAA
Messenger RNA from Adineta ricciae, 546 nucleotides. NCBI's taxonomy places the organism in Eukaryota, Metazoa, Rotifera, Eurotatoria, Adinetida, Adinetidae. The record is from the annotation of a GenBank genome assembly.